Messenger RNA from Falco peregrinus (peregrine falcon), 4818 nucleotides. It is a transcript of the gene DENND2B, whose product is annotated as DENN domain containing 2B. The record is from RefSeq and is a predicted model, not a curated record. Gene Ontology annotation, biological process: positive regulation of ERK1 and ERK2 cascade. Bases 716 to 4084 code for a protein of 1122 amino acids. The transcript has 22 exons. Lineage: Eukaryota; Metazoa; Chordata; Aves; Falconiformes; Falconidae.
CCCCUCCGCGGGGCCGGGGCCGGGGCCGAGCGCUGCCGGCGGGAGCGGGGGCUCGGCCACCCGGUGCAGCCCGGCCGCGGCGGGGCUGCAGCCCGGGCCGGUCUGCGCUGGGGGAGCAGGUUUCUUUGUUGGCUGCCGGGUGACUGGUUCCCAUUAAUCUCCCGCACUGGCCGUGGCCGUCUCCACUUCCUGCCUUUGCAUACUUCUGUCUCCCUCGAUCUCAGUCCCUUCCCUCCCCCUUCCCUCCCCCCUUUCUUUCUCUCCCUCUUCCCAGCUUCUCCAAAAAAGCUACAGCCGCCCGGGCUGCGGGACGGGGGCUGCAGGCGUCCGGCGGCGGAGCGCAUCCCUGCGCGCCUCGGUUGGGGGAUAUAGGACAAGAGUAGGUGUUCAUCUCUAAUGUGACCUUUCAUUAUUCUUUGAAGAUGUUUGUUUGAACUGUAUCUGUAUGCUGAAAACCUGUGAGCUGCUGCAGUGUAGCUGAGACUUCAAUGAAUUUGUGCGAAUGGAGAAGUCCUUAAGGACACAGUGAAAGCACAGUGAGUUUCUGUCAAAAAUGCACCCUGUGUGUGUUCACACACAGAGGAAUGGGAAGUUAUUUCAGAAACAUGAAAGAAUACAGGAAGUCCUGCAUGACCAUGAUGAAUACCUGCACUAAUUAAGUCACUGGCUGGGUACUGGGAGAACAGCAAGAUAUCCACAUUUCUAGAAAGCAGAAAUGACCAUGACUGCCAACAAGAAUGCCAGUGUCAACAGCAGAGCUGGCGGGAGUAAAGUGCCUCAGGACACUCUGGAUAGGUGUCAGUCAGUCUCUCCACCGCCUCUUUUGUCCCCGCGAAGAAGUCCAGCCUACCCCCUCAGCGAUAGUGAAGACUCUUGCCGCUCUACUCGGCUCACCAAAGUCUCCAACUCCAGAUUGCGCCUCAAGGACUGGAGCAGCCGCACAUCUACGUUGAGAAGCACCUCCACAAGUCCAUCAGACACUGACUCCCUGAGCCACCCUCUCAAAGCCAUCAGUGUGGGUGCUUUGGAUAAAAGGCUGUCUGUCUUCAAGACUGAGGACCAAAAGGAGAGUCCAAAGGAGGCUCAAGAUGGGGAAGCAAUAGGGAGCCAUCUGCUCACCCGGAGCACUCUGUCCUUGGGCACUGCUACCAACCUGAGGAACCUCUCCCUCAGCCGGGCGAGUGUCCGCUCCCAGGCGCUGGACAUCAGGCAGAAGAUCACAGAAUGGGAGUGCCGCCGGGAGCUGUCCCCCAGGGUGAGCACGUGUGUGGACAAGAGGGAUGCUGGGGAGAGGUCGGGCAGUGACAGCUGCCCCAGCGUGCUGACCUCUCCCUGCAGCGAGAAGACAUUUGAUUUCAAAGGGCUCAGAAGAAUGAGCCGAACAUUUUCUGAGUGCUCUUACCCAGAAACGGAGGAGGAGGAACUGCUAGACAGGGAUUCCUGCCAUCGGUUCGAAAAGAGACCAGGCAGGAGUGAUCCUCCUUCUGCUGCUUUCCUCAAGGGCCAUGUGAGGAAAGAGUCCUCUGCCGUGCUCAACAGGAUACAGAAGAUCGAGCAGGCGCUGAAAGAGCAGCCUGGCAGAGGCCUCCCCCAGUUACCGAGUAGCUGUUACAGUGUUGACAAAGGGAGGAAAAAGUCUCUGACUCUGAGUACUGUGGAGGGACUGAGUGAAACCCUGAGUGAUAGCAAAGGAGGGAGUGUUAUUUUGGGGAGCGAACCAGAAACACCUACUGAGGCUGAGAAAAGCAGUAAGACAAAACAGGGGGUUACUGCAAACUCAGCUGGCCCUAAGCUGCUCCUUGAAAGCCCAGCUAACAGUGCGGUGAAUCCUGUCCCCAAGCCCAAACGCACCUUUGAAUAUGAAGCGGACAAAAACCACAAAAGUAAACCUAGCAACGGCCUACCUCCAUCUCCUACAGCUGCUGCUCCUCCUCCCCUCCCAUCCACCCCAGCACCCCCCGUGACCAGAAGGCAGAAGAAAGAGUCACGCUUUCACAGAAAAUCCCAGAAUAGAAAAUCCUUUGAGUUUGAGGAUGCGUCAAGUCUGCAAUCCCUGUACCCUCCCUCCCCAACUGAAAAUGGGACUGAGAGCCAGCAUAAAUUUGGAUCGAAGAGCACUUUAGAAGAAAAUGCCUAUGAAGACAUUGUAGGCGAGUCACCCAAGGAAAACCCGUAUGAGGAUGUGGAGCUGAAAGGCCGUCACGCGGGCCGAAAAUCCCACCAGCUCUCCGAGAAUUCCCUGGAUUCUUUGCACAGGAUGUGGACGCCGCAGGACAGGAAAUACACAUCACCUCCCCAGCUACCUUCGAAGCCCAGCAGCCAGUCGCUGCGCGUCGGGAACUGGUCAGAAAGGAAGAGCCACCGCUUACCACGGCUGCCCAAGCGGCACAGCCACGAUGACAUGCUGCUUCUGGCUCAGCUUGGCAUUCCCUCCUCCCCUUCCAGCCUCAAUGAGGACAGCCUGAGUACCACAAGUGAGCUUCUGUCUACACGGCGGGCAAGGAGAAUCCCAAAGCUUGUCCAAAGAAUCAAUUCCAUCUACAGUGCAAAAAGAGGGAAAAAACGACUGAAGAAACUUUCUAUGUCCAAUAUUGAGACAGCAUCCCUACGAGAUGAGAACAGCGAGAGUGAGAGUGACUCAGAUGACAGGUUUAAAGCUCAUACCCAGCGUCUAGUACACAUCCAGUCAAUGCUGAAGAGAGCUCCAAGUUAUCGCACCCUGGAGCUGGAGCUGAUUGAAUGGCAGGAACGGGAGUUAUUUGAGUAUUUUGUGGUAGUGUCACUGAAAAAGAAGCCGUCUAAAAACACUUACCUCCCAGAAGUGACAUAUCAGUUUCCCAAGCUAGAAAGACCAACCAAGCAAAUGCGCGAAGCAGAGGAGCGUCUCAAGGCUAUCCCUCAGUUCUGCUUUCCUGAUGCCAAGGACUGGCUCCCCGUCUCUGAAUACAACAGUGAGACCUUCUCUUUCAUGCUGACCGGGGAAGAUGGGAGCCGGCGGUUUGGUUAUUGCAGGAGGCUGUUGCCAAGUGGAAAAGGCCCACGCCUACCUGAAGUUUAUUGUGUCAUCAGCCGGCUGGGGUGCUUUGACUUAUUUUCCAAGAUCCUGGAUGAGGUUGAAAGGAGAAGAGGAAUAUCUGCUGCCCUGGUUUAUCCAUUUAUGAGGAGCCUGAUGGAAUCUCCUUUUCCUGCACCUGGAAAGACAAUCAAAGUCAAAACCUUUCUGCCUGGAGCUGGAAACGAGGUUAUUGAGCUGCGGCGGCCCAUGGACUCACGCCUGGAACACGUGGACUUUGAAUGCCUUUUCAAGUGCCUCAGCAUUCGUCAGAUCAUCAGGAUCUUUGCUUCUCUCCUGUUGGAACGGCGUGUGAUUUUUGUAGCAGAUAAGCUCAGCACCCUCUCGAGCUGCUCGCACGCCGUGGUGGCCCUGCUGUACCCCUUCUCCUGGCAGCACACCUUCAUUCCUGUUCUGCCUUCAUCCAUGAUUGACAUUGUGUGCUGCCCUACGCCCUUCCUGGUGGGACUGCUCUCCAGCUCUCUGCCCAAACUGAAGGAGCUGCCCGUGGAGGAGGCUUUGAUGGUUAACCUGGGGUCUGAUCGAUUCAUCAGACAGAUGGAUGAUGAAGACACACUAUUACCUAGAAAACUGCAAGCUGCUCUGGAGCAGGCUCUAGAGAGAAAGAAUGAACUGAUAAAUCAGGAUUCAGAUAGUGAUUCAGAUGAUGAAUGUAACACCCUGAAUGGAUUAGUGUCUGAGGUUUUUAUCCGAUUCUUUGUGGAGACAGUUGGCCAUUAUUCCCUGUUCCUAACCCAGAAUGAAAAAGGCGAGCGUGCCUUCCAAAGGGAGGCUUUCCGUAAAUCUGUGGCCUCCAAGAGCAUCCGCCGCUUCUUGGAAGUCUUCAUGGAAUCCCAAAUGUUUGCUGGCUUCAUCCAGGACAGAGAGCUGAGAAAGUGCCGGGCGAAAGGACUCUUCGAGCAGCGGGUUGAGCAGUACUUGGAAGAGCUUCCAGACACGGAACAAAGCGGAGUGAACAAGUUUCUGCGAGGCCUUGGAAACAAAAUGAAGUUCCUUCACAAGAAGAACUAGCUCCUUUCUGCCGAAGUACCAACCCAAAGACUAUUUAAGACACUGCUCUUGAGACACCUGCAGCGUUUCAGUUUGAUGGAGGAGAGCGGAGUGAGCCGACUGCAGCUUUAAGUGAUGACCGAUGCUGUUGGUGUGCUCCUUUAUGUAUUUGGGUAGAAUUUGUACAUAAUGUGCUGUAAGCUUUUGUAACUGAUUUUGUAAUGAGCGAGAAAAACUGUGGUAAAUAUUUGUAUAUUCCUGAAAAUAACAGGUGCUUUUUUUUUUCUUUACUAUGAAUUGAGUUAUGCUUGGUGCAAAAAUGAAUAGCUGAUUAUGUGCAGCUGACUGUCUCAGCAGAACCACUGACUUCAAGGGAUGUUUGUGAGAGCUACACUGAUGCCUGAAUACUGCGGGGAUGAAUGAGCUCGGGUACGUGGGAGAGGUUGUACGCACAGGGACUGCUUUCAUGUGGCGGAGUUGGGUUUUUUGGUUUUGGUUUUGGGGUUUUUUUCCUUCUAAUUAAUUUUAAGAGAAAGACGUAACAAAGUAACUUGAUAAUAAGGUACUUGGUUCACAAUACAAAACUUCCACUUGGUUUGAACUCUGGUCAGUAAAGUACUUGUAAUCCAUUCUGCACUAAGACUGCUAAACCUGAGGAGAUCUCAGUUCUUUGACAUGCAAGCUGCAACGAGUAGGUACAGUACAUCCUUUCCUAAUAUAUGUAUGUAUGGUUUCUAAUAAACUUUGUAAAUAUA